Messenger RNA from Xyrauchen texanus (razorback sucker), 3608 nucleotides. RefSeq names its product syntaxin-3-like. Bases 358 to 1314 code for a protein of 318 amino acids. The record is from RefSeq and is a predicted model, not a curated record. Gene Ontology annotation, cellular component: postsynapse; synaptic vesicle; SNARE complex. Gene Ontology annotation, biological process: synaptic vesicle fusion to presynaptic active zone membrane; intracellular protein transport; exocytic insertion of neurotransmitter receptor to postsynaptic membrane. Gene Ontology annotation, molecular function: SNAP receptor activity; SNARE binding. NCBI's taxonomy places the organism in Eukaryota, Metazoa, Chordata, Actinopteri, Cypriniformes, Catostomidae. The transcript is spliced from 9 exons.
CGCGUGUGGGAACAGCACUUUUCAGACCGAUUAUAACGAGAAGAGAGAGAGGAAGACAGAUUAAACAGAAUAAACACAACUGUAGUUUUAAUCCUCUGAGCGGAUAGAUUUAGGGGAGAGAAAAAAAACUACUGGCAGCCAUAUUGCAUGGACCAUUCGGGGAAUAACAGGUCUCGUUCGAGCAGGAAAUCGUGGAUCUUAAAGUUUGUGAGAGCACAUUCAGACCCCACGACUGUGGGAUCCGCUGCCCAGCCGGGCUUGAUACUUUUACAGAACAAUCCAUAAUUCAACGAGUUUUUUUUUCUUCAUAUUAUAAUUUAUUUUAUUGUUAGAUAGUGUCAUCAAACAUAUUUUAAGAUGAAGGACCGAUUGGAACAACUAAAGGCGACACUCGAUCACGAUGAUGAAGAUGUCGAAAUUGCUGUGGACAACCCUGCUUUCAUGGACGAGUUCUUCACCCAGAUUGAAGACAUUAGGAACAGCCUUGAUAAGAUUGAUGAGAAUGUGGCUGAAGUAAAGAAACUUUACUCAGUUAUUCUGUCUGCCCCAACAUCAGACCAGAAAACACAGGAUGAUUUGGAGGCACUAACUAAUGAAAUCAAGAAAAUGGCCAACAGUGCUCGUAACAAACUGAAGACCAUUGAAAGAAAUCUUGAGACUGUAGAAAUGGAAAGAGUAUCAGCUGACAUGAGAAUACGCAAAUCACAGCAUUCUGUUCUUUCAAGGAGGUUUGUUGAUGUGAUGACCAAAUACAAUGAAGCUCAGGUGGACUUCAGAGAGAAGAGCAAAGGUCGCAUUCAGAGACAAUUAGAGAUCACUGGUAAAACCACAACUGAUGAAGAGCUUGAGGAGAUGCUGGAGGGGGGGAACACUGCCGUUUUCACAGCAGGGAUUGUGGAUUCAGGGAUCUCUAAACAAGCGUUGAGUGAGAUUGAAGCGCGUCACAAAGACAUUGUCCGUCUGGAGAGCAGCAUAAAGGAACUGCAUGACAUGUUUGUGGACAUCGCCAUGCUGGUGGAGAGCCAGGGGAACAUGGUUGAUAACAUUGAGGUGAAUGUGGGCAAAGCAGUUGAUCACAUUGAAGCAGCUAAGACUGAAACCACGAAAGCAGUCAGGUAUCAGAGCAAAGCCCGGAAGGUAUGGACCUCUCAAGUCAUUCAAUCUGAUAUCAUAAUAACACUGUCUCUGGCUUCUGCUGUUUCUUUUUUCCCCUCUCCUACCUGCCUCUCUCUCUCUCUCUCUUCUUUCACUCUCUUUCUCUCUCUAUUCUAUCAUACUUCACCCAAAAACCCAUUUUUAGGGUGGUAUAAUUGAGAGGAUUGAGAGCAACAUGGACCAAUCUGUGGGUUUUGUGGAGCGGGCGGUAGCUGACACUAAAAAGGCAGCUAAAUAUCAACAAGAAGCCCGGCGUGUGAGUUCAUGAUAAAUGUUAGGCCACACCCCUAUGCCCCAACCCAUUCCUACAGCCUCUCCCUUUACUGUCCAAACCUGAUGACAUCACACAGUGGCAUGCUUACACUCAAACAAACAUAGUCAUUAUUACUAAUCCCUGAUAUUUUUGAGUUUUCGACAGCCAGCCUCCAUAAUAUUGUCUCACAAGAUUGUUUUAUUCAUAUUUGGCCUUUUGCCUCUUGUAAUGAUACAUAUAGUAGAAAAAGUACAGGAAAUGAUGGAAUGGGUAAUGGUGCGAGUUGGAUUCAAACCACUGUAGCCACAUGAGCACCCUGACACUGUGUCAAAGCAUGUGCUCUAACCAUUAGGCCCGAGCUUCCCAAAAUAAAAACAAUAUCAAAUAAUAUUUAUCCAGUCAAUUUCAAAUGCCAAAUCCAUCCAAGUCAGAAGUGACCUGGGUUGGAAAUCUCAUUUCUUGAUAACUUUUAUGAACGCCUGAUGAACAUAAUUUUGAUGAUAGUGUUGUAUUUCUUUCUUUCUUUCUUUCUUUCUUUCUUUCUUUCUUUCUUUCUUUCUUUCUUUCUUUCUAUCUUUUCAAAUAUUCAGCACUACUUUUCUAGAACAAGUAAAUCUAUUCCAGAAAUGCAAUGUCAUGUAUAGUUUUGAAAGAUGGAGAUUUUACAUGAAAAAUAUUUUCUUGCACUAGGCUUGUGUCUUUUGUUUUUCUCUCUGAGUAGGUUAUAUAUUUGUCAGUGAAAUGUAGAUGAUGUAUAGUAGAUACUAACAACUGUGUUUAUGUGUGUUUCUUCACAGAAAACAAUUAUUAUAGUGUCUGUGGUUUUGGUGAUUUUGGCUAUUAUUGCUUUGAUAGUGGGUUUAUCUGUAGGUCUAAAAACUUAAGGAGUCUCUGGUGAGUACAUUUCAGAAGAAAGUGUGCAUGGUUCGGGAACUGAGUGUUUAUUAUGCAGGGCUUUUGGUUUAGCUCUCCGGUAUAUCUUCUCGGAUGCAAAACCUGGUUUUGGUUGGGAUUUGGGAUUUCCGUUUUGUUAUUUUUAUCUAGUGGUUCAGUUGUAGCUUUCAUUUAUAUGUUCUCUGCUUUCUUUCAGGCUUAAAUAGUUCUGUCGGGCUCUGUUUCUCUGUUUGUUCUAAUGGUAAAGGGCUUGGGUUAAAGGGGUCAUGACAUGCCUUUUUUAUUAUUUAAAAAACAGUCAUGUAUUGAUUGGUAAAACAUGAUCAUUUCCCACCCUCAUUCUGACCCUCUUGUCAGAAACAUUCAGUUUUGGUGCUACUGCUCCUUUAAGUCUUGAUAGUAAACGCCCACUGUUGUGAUUGGCUCUCUGCUCUUGACUGACCUGCUCUCUCAUUGCCAUAUCACCGCUUAACAAAUCUGGGGGGUGAUACGGAGGUGAUAAGGUAAAAUAGGCCUUGAUGUGUGUUGUUGUGGAGGUGGUCAGAUGCAAAUGUCUACCACAGUGUGACAUCACAAUGUGUAGGAAGUAGAGAACAAGGCAUUUUGGCAGCUUGGUUUCAACAAAUGCUCAUUUUGCAGUGAAGAGGAAGUUUUGAGUUCUGAAACUUGAAAUACAUUUUUGUAGUACAAAGUCCUCUAAUAUGUCAACAGAUCAAGGAAAAUUUAACUUCUCAUGUCAUGACCCCUUUACAAGAAUAAUUCACCCACAAAUUAAAAUUCUAAAUAAUUAACACUCGCUCCAAACCUGUAUGAUUUGUUUUCUUUCAUGGAACACAAAAGAAGAUAUUUAGCUAAUUAUUUUGAUAUUUACAGGCUACUUUGCCAUUGAAAGUAAACAAGGGCUUGUGGCUGUCAAGAUCCACAAUAGGACAAAAAGGACCCAUAAAAAUUCCAUUAUAAUUCAUGCUACUCAUAUGCUACAUGCUAAGUCUUCCGAAGCCAUUAGAUAGCUUUGUGUCCACAAUUUAAGUCUUAUUCACUGAAAAUGUGAAGAAAACAAACCAUACAGGUUUGGAACAACAUGGCGGUGAGUGGAUGAUGAUGGAUUUUUCUUUCCUAAGGGAGAUUUUCUUUAAACCCUUGUUCUGUUUUGCCUCUUGCAGAAGACGAUAAUACUGGGUGUGAUUGGUGUCAUUGUACUCGUCAUCAUCAUCAUUAUCAUCAUCACACAGGUUAUAUAAGAUAAUAACCUCUCCAUCAGCACUCCAUCUCCUCUGUGACUACACACAAACUCAUCUUCCUCUGU